AUGACAGGAAAGAAAAAACAAAAGCUGUUAGAAAAAUAUUUAGAGAAAAAGCAACGGCAGAAGGAGAGGGAUUCUCUAGUGGAGCAGUUAAAGGAGUUACAGAAUAAGUCAGAAGCAGUAAAAUCAGACACACUUACAUCCUCGAGUCUACUAGUACGCCGUAAAAAGACAAGCACGAAAAACGCACUUAAAUCAGAGAGUAGAGACAAGAGAGAGAAGGAAGAAGGCAAUGAAGAGAAGGAAGGCAAUGAAGAGAAUACAAUUUCUUCAGAGGAUAAUAAGAUGAGUGUGAAUGACCUUAUGAACACGGUGAGUUCAGAAGCCUUGUGUGAUGGGAUUAUUUGGAGAACAUUAGAAAAGAGGAAGCUUGUGGCUGAAGAAGAGGACGGGGAGAGUAAAAAGUGCAUAAAAUCAGAAGAAGUAAAAAAUAAAAAAUGUGCCGAUUUAAUAAAAACAGACAAGGCCCAGUCCAGGACCAGAGAGGGUCAGAGCACACUUCCAAUAACUCACAUGGAAGAUGAAAUUGUUUCUUCUGUAAAGCAUAAUCACAUUACGAUAAUAACGGGUGGGACAGGGACUGGGAAGUCCACGCAAGUACCACAAUUCUUAUAUGAGAAUGGGUUAUGCGACCAUAAGAAGAUAUGCAUUACACAGCCCAGGAGAGUAUCUGCGUAUGCUGUGGCAAGCAGAAUAUCUCAGGAGCAGAGUACAAAAGUAGGUGGUCUUUGUGGGUACAGGAUGAGGUAUGACACAAAGACUUCUCAGAGCACAAAGAUACUUGUUUUGACAGAGGGAGUACUUCUACAAGAACUAGCUGAUGAUCCAUUCCUGGCAGAGUAUUCUGUGAUAGUUUUAGAUGAGGUACAUGAGAGGUCUCUGCACCAGGACACGGCCCUUCUGGUUCUGUUAAAACUAGUCGUAAAGAGGGACUUAAGACUUGUUCUGAUGAGUGCUUCUAUAACAGAUGAGUACAUUUCAGCCGUACAGAAGAUAUCCGGUGCCACUAUAAAUAAAGUACAGGUAGAUGCACAAGUACAUCACGUAGAGAUACAUCACAUGCCUGUAAUGGGAGAGUAUCACUAUAUGGACGAGAUGCGAUCAAGGAUAGAAUCAUUAGAUGCAGAGGAUGGGUCAAUCCUUGCAUUUGUAUCAACAAAGGAUGAGACUGAGAAGAUGAAAACCCUUCUGUGCAUGGAGCAUAAGGCCGUGUUCACUUUGCACAGUGACACACCAGAGGAUAUCCAGCAUACUAUACUCAGCAGUAAAGGUGUAGUUAUUGUGGCAACCAAUGUAGCUGAAACAUCUCUUACACUCCCAGAUGUAAAGUAUGUUAUAGAUGGUGGCAGAGAGGUUCAGAAGAAGUACAGUUAUACGACAGGCACGUACACCUAUAAUACAGUACUUAUAUCUAAGGAGAGUGCAGAGCAGAGAAAGGGAAGAACAGGCCGAGUAAGUGCAGGUGUAUGCUAUAGGAUAUACACAACAGUAGAAUACGAAAAAAUGAGAAUUAACAGAGAGCCUGAAAUAGAAAGGGAAAGGGUCCUUCCAAUGGUAUCUGCCCUAUUAAAGGCAGGAGUACGCCCUAAUAAUAUAUCCCGUGUAGAGUGUAUUACACCCCCACCAGACACUGCGAUAGAUACAGAAUUACAAUUACUUACCAGACUAAAUAUUAUAAAGGAAUCAGAACUUACCCCUAUUGGUAGACAGACUCUUUCUCUGCCCACUGACCCUGUCUUAAGUACUGCUUUAUUACGUGCCAAGGGCGUAUCACAGGACACUUUUUAUUGUAUGCUGAAUAUUAUCACGGCAAUUGAACUGUACAACCCCAGAAGGGUCCAUUAUACACCGAGUUAUAUCCCUAAUAGUACAACGUAUAUUGAAGCACUCUGCAGACCAACUCCACAGACAUUCACUAGGCACAAGCUUAUUCAGCAUAUUAUAAAGGCUUUUAAUAAGAUAUUUACUAGUGAGGGUGAUUUACGUUAUACUUCACAGAUUACUGAAGUAUCUGAUGUAGAUAGGCGCAUAGUCUCACUUGACCAUAAUAAUACGGAUGCUUCUGUUGGUGUAUCCUGUGGCAAGAUUCUAGCCUGGUGCUUUUCAUCGAAUUUAAUCACAACUUAUAACGGCAAGUACUAUUAUAAAGGAGAGGAAGUAAGGAUGAGGAGUCCUUUACCUGACAUACAUUCAGAUAAACCUGUUCCAUUAGUUUGUUAUUCUAUAAUACACCCAGAUGUAUCUGACACCAAAAAGAUUUCUGCUGUAUGUUCUGUGAUACCAGAGUACUAAAUAUUCAUAAUUUAUUACACAUUAAAUAAUACUUAUUACACAAUACACAAUAAAU
Nematocida parisii ERTm1 is the source of this 2344-nucleotide messenger RNA. RefSeq lists its product as uncharacterized. The coding region runs from base 1 to 2289 and encodes 762 amino acids. The transcript has a single exon. Gene Ontology annotation, cellular component: intracellular anatomical structure. Lineage: Eukaryota; Fungi; Microsporidia. The record is from RefSeq and is a predicted model, not a curated record. Gene Ontology annotation, molecular function: RNA binding; ATP binding.